CGUUAUUUUCAGGGGAGUAGCUUAUUGCUGAGCAACGGAGGAAGAGAAGGCCAGCGCACUCAGGGCUGGGCUCUACACACACCUUCAACAGCGACUAGCAGCUAAAGGAAAAGGGAUGGCCUAGCUUUUCUGCACGGCCAGUGGUCUGUCAGCUGUGGUCUAUCACCUGGACCAGAGAUUCUGUUUGCCUUGGUCUCAGGAGGUGUGUAGUAGAGGCAGCAGUAGGGCGCAGAGAUGAGCGUGACCUCCUGGUUCCUUGUGAGUAGCGGGGGGACUCGUCAUCGACUCCCCCGGGAAAUGAUCUUCGUGGGCAGGGAUGACUGCGAGCUCAUGCUGCAGUCUCGUAGCGUCGACAAGCAGCACGCAGUCAUCAACUACGAGCCGGGGACUGACGAACACAAAGUGAAGGACCUGGGGAGUCUGAACGGGACCUUUGUAAACGAUGUCCGCAUUCAGGAGCAGAUGUACAUCACGCUCAAACUGGAGGACAAGCUGAGGUUUGGAUAUGAUACCAACCUGUUCACGGUGGUGAGAGGAGAGCUCACUGUGCCUGAGGAAGCUCUAAAGCAUGAAAAGUUCACCAGUGGCCUCCAGCUCAGCAAGAAGCCGUCCAACGGUGAAACCACGGCCAACACGACCAAGAGCCAUUCUCCUUCUAAGGCCCCAACGAAAACGCCAAAGUCACCAAGCGGCGGCACUCCAAAGUCUGCGGAGAGCAGAGCAGCAGAUGGGGUCACGUCCUCCAGAGAACAGCCGACCAAGCCGCUGGACUCUCAGAAAGCAGAGGAGAAGUUAGGGGACAGUACAGCUCUGCCUCGUGGGACCCCCCUGUACGGUCAGCCCUCAUGGUGGGGGGAUGGAGACGCAGACGAUGAAAACUCCUUCAAACAGGAAACCAAGUCCAAAAAACACGACGGCGCCAUUUCAGAGAGCAAGGAGGCGCGUCGGGGAGAGAAAGCUAAAGAGGACGGCCUUCAUGCGUCCCCUGCUCUCGAUUCCAGUUACUUUGAGGUCCCCACAAAGGAAGGUCACAUGGCAAAUAACGGCAUCCAUGAAAUUCCCACCAAGGACACAGAGGAUGCUCCCAGUCAAAGCCACACCACCGCAGCUCAAGGGCACGCCUCCUUCACCAUAGAGUUUGACAACACCUCUCCAGGGAAAGUCACCAUUAAAGACCACGUGUCAAAGUUCGCGUCGGACCACCACAGGUCCCGCACCAAGAAGAGCACGGCGGGAAGCGGCAGCUCGGGAAGCAAGGACCUCACCACGCUGCAGGCCGCCAUGAUGGCGUCUGAGAGCAAGGUGGCGGAUUGGCUGGCUCACAACGACCCCACGUUAGUGCACACCGAGUCCACCGAGGACGACAGCAAGAGCACCAAGAGCAUUAAGAGCGACGUCCCGGUCCACCUAAAGAGGCUCAAAGUAGGGAGCAAACAUGAAGACGGCACCCAAAGUGACUCUGAGAAUGGACUCGGCCUGCGUUUCGCCAACCGUAGACACGCCCUCGAGGAGCGCCUGAAGACAGCGCACAACCACGCGGGAGGGGGAUCCGCAGGGGCGACUGCAACCGUCAGCGGGACCAGAGCCACCAGCAGCCGAACGGCUUUCAUGAUCGAGUUCUACGACGAGGAAAACCCUCGCAAGCGUCGCUCUUACUCGUUUUCCCAGACUGCUCCGCUGCUGGGGGGCGGAGUGGGCGGAGAAGGACUGUGUCCACAGCCUCCCUCGCACCCGAAGGUGUUCAGUAUUUCAACGUCUGCGGCCUCAGCUGCAGAUUCAGGUAAAGCUCCAGCUCCCAUACCAGCCACAGUAACUGUGGGCGCUCCAACGGCUGCCCGUGUGCUGCUCAAGCAGAGGUCAGAGGACCAAAGCAUCGGUCGGAGCUCGGCUAGUACUGGGCUGGCAACUGGGAGCCCCACAACGCCCAGCGAGGACACUUCGGUCCUCGGCAAAGGAGCUGGAACUGCUGGGGGAGACGUGGACGACAACCACAGUGACAAGGGGACUUACACUAUCGAGCUGGAGAAUAAAAAUCCAGAAGAAGAAGAGGCCAGGCGCAUGAUAGACAAGGUGUUCGGGGUGCAGGAGAAUACAAGCAGCUUGGUUUUGUCUGACCUAAAAGGAAAAGUAAAGGACUCAGGACACGCCGGGAAAGAGGCUCUUGUUGGUGACUCAAGCUGGGUCUCUCAGUGGGCCAGUUUAGCUGCUAAUCAAGCAAGGACCGACCCAGAAGGUUCUGGAGCAGAAGCAGCAACAUUCCUGCACAAAGAGAGAGGAUCUGAUGCCUUUGAGUCUGCUGCUCCUCCCCUUGGCAAAGGUGAACCCUCUUCCAGCCUGACCGACCGUAAACGCAGGACCCUCCCCCAGCUCCCAGUGGACGACCCCCGGGCUAAACCCACUCCCAAAGCACUGAGGUCUGAGAUAGGGGAGAAACAGGACACUGAGCCCCAGGAAAAAGAGAACAAGGGAGACGGAGAGUCCCCAACCCCCAUGGAGGACGGCGAAAUGACCAACAAGAGGAAACAAAGCUCGGCCACCUCCUCUCCAUCUAAGGGUCCGGUUCGGGGCACUGAAAGAAGGAAGAGGUCAGAGGAGAGCAACGGAGGAGAAGCAGGAGAAGGAGGGGAGAAAUCCGGGAAGGCCCUUGUUCGCCAGGGUAGCUUUACCAUUGAGAAGCCCAGUUCAAACGUCCCCCCAGAGCUUAUCCCUCGCAUCAACAGAGGCAACAAUGAGCGGGAGCGCAGUGACUCCGUGGGCAGCAUGGACACCGCUACGCUGCUUAAAGACACGGAGGCCGUCAUGGCAUUCCUAGAGGCUAAGCUCAGGGACGAGAACAAACUAGACCAGAAAAGUAUUAAAACUCCUCCAAGUGCCAGCAUUGGCCUCGCCACUCGGACUGACUCCAUAUCCCCAGAAUCAGACGUGGACACAGCCAGCACGGCUAGCCAUGCUGCAGCGGAAGCAGGGGGAAAGACCGCCGUAGGCGGUGUGCAAAAGCGGAAGUCUCUCAGCAGCAUGCACCGGGAAAAGAGCAAUAUGAGCACGACAUCCAAGACGACCUCCGGAAACGGCAGCGCUCGCGAACGCCUGGAGAGGAAGGCUAAAGGUAGAACUGUCGAAGCGACGGGUCGGACUCGCUCCGCUCAACCCGGCACUUCCUCCAGAGCACGCCAGCCUUCCCUGGAUCUCACCGACGACGACCAGACCUCCUCCUUCCCCAUCUCUGACAUUCUGUCUUCAGACCAGGAAACCUACUCUGGGCCUUUGGGGAACUCGGUUCAUAGACGAGGCUCAGAAGACUUCCUCCAUUCCAAACUCGACAGCAGAUCUUCCAAGACGUCCAUGAGCGGUGCCUCCAAAACCAGCCGAAAUCUGCAGGCAGCAACGGCCUCCUCACUCAACAAGCAGGCCUCUCUGCCUCAACCACGACCCACCAGAGCCUCCCUUCUCCGCCGGGCCCGACUGGGGGACACGUCUGACACGGAUCUAGCCGAUGCAGACCGGGUUUCCGUGGCGUCCGAGGUGUCCACGACGAGCUCCACCUCUAAGCCGCCGUCCGGACGGAAGGGAUUGUCGCGGCUGGACAUGCUGGCUCAGCCACGGAGGAAUCGCGUGGGCUCCGUCUCGGCACGCAGCGACUCGGAGUGCACGGUGAGCCGGCCCUCCACAGCUUCGCCACGCCUGUCCGCAGAGACCGCGCUGCGCCUCGGCUUGCGCUCGACGACGCCCACAGAGAAUCGGCUGUCGCCAAGGAUGAGAGCCAACAGUGUGUCGAAACUCAACGAGCCCAAGACCAAAACCACGACGUCUGGAUACUGCUCGCCCACAGAAAGCUCUCAGCCUGAACCUCCAGAGGGUGAUGCAGAGGAAGAGCUGAUUGUGUCCAGCAGCAGCAGGUGGCGGCGCCUGCCGCCGGAGUACGGCUCCACCUCGGAGGAAGAGUUCGGCUCCAGCCGGAACUCGGCAAAGCAUGGCGCUCGCCCCCACGUCCGGCCCCACCACCUCGUCCCGCACCGCAGCUCGAGGCUCGGCUCCGCCUCCAGCUCGGGACCCGCGGGCGUGGCGGCGAUCCCCGGCGGAGCGGGCAUCAAACACCGCAUGAAGGAGCAGGAGGAGUACAUCAGGGACUGGACGGCUCACAGCGAAGAGAUAGCCAGGUUGUUCCCCUGUGUGCGCAGGAUCAGCCAGGACUUGGCCAAGGACUUGGCCAUCUUGGCACGCGAGAUCCACGACGUGGCCGGCGAGAUAGACUCGGUCAGCUCGUCCGGCACCGCGCCGAGCACCACCGUCAGCACCGCCGCCACCACCCCGGGCUCAGCCAUCGACACCCGGGAAGAGGUAGGCCCUGCACGCCCCGCGCAGCCGGACAUACAGGAGAGCAUGAAAAAGCUGGUGGAUCGAGUGUUUGACGAGAGCCUCAAAUUUAGAAAGAUCCCUCCAGUUAUUUCAUCCAACAAGCCGCCAGAGAUCAACGGAAAGCCCGUUGAGCACCAACCCCGAGCUCCUGACGGCCGGGAGCCGCGGGCCUUGAGGAGGCGCACCUGGAACCGAGAGGAGGCGGUGUUGGACAGCCUCCUGAUCCACUCAGUGUCUCAGCUCUCAACCAAGAUCAGACACUCUGUGGACAGAACAGCAGGAAAAAUCAGGAUCUUGUUCAAGGAUAAGGACAGAAACUGGGAUGAAAUUGAGAGUAAACUGAAGUCAGAGAGUGAAGCUCCACUUCUUAAAACCUCCAACAAGGAAAUCUCUUCGAUCUUGCUCGAACUGAAGAGAGUUGAGAAACAGCUCCAAGUGAUUAACGUGAUGGUGGACCCAGACGGGACUUUGGACGCCUUGGCCAGCCUCAGCCUGACCAGCCCCACCAAGGUCCCGACCGCCAAAGCCACGCCCCCCACCGCCGUCAGCCCAGCCAAAGAGUCGCUGCCUGAAAUCCUUCCUGGGCCUGACGGUUCGGCCGCCUCCACCAGGGUCCAGUCUUCCGCCGCCAGCACGGAGGGCCGAGAAGGCAUCGUGGGUUUGAGCCUGGCGCGCGUCGUCGGGCUGCCCUUCAGUCGCAGGCGGCCGAGCGGAGAAGAGGCCAUCGCACAGAAAUGAACGGCAGCUCUCCCCGAUGAGAAAUGAAUAAACGUGAGCAUGGAUUAGCGCGUAGGCGUCUGGCAGACGCAGAGUCUUCUUUUUACCCAACAGUGACCAGAAAUGAAGUGACAUUCUCAACCGCUCGACUAUAGCAGAAACUUGACCCAGGGAUGUUUCGGAUAGCCUGACGGUAACAUCCCAGCCUCCAGCUGCUGACGCCCAACAACCACCCUGACCAGCCUGACAUCCUCACGGACCGAGGCCUGCUUCACUCCUCUUGCCUUCUUCGUGCGUCAGGACCCUUCCUGCGCUGAGGAAAUGCCUUAAAACAAAACCCGCCCCCCUACCCCCGUAGCAGCGUCUCACCUCAUCCCCUCAAACACUAAUCCACACAUUUUUUGUGAGCUCAUAGAAGACAAACUGAAUGCGUUGUAAACAUGUUAAAGUAAAACUUUAACAUGUUUUAGUUACACUCACACAAAGGAUAUUUCAGCUCAAUUAUGAGAAACAUGGUUUAAACCUAGAAGUAUUGAGAUUAUUCCAGAAAUCAAGCAGAAUUUUAUUCAUGUAAAAAGAUGAUAUAAAAUAAUUGCCUAAUAAGUAGAACAUGGUUCUACUUAUUAGGCUUCCAUUCGUCUUGAGUUUUCCUCCUUCCAUCAAUUUUUCUGUCCCAGCCGCUUGAAACAUACUUUCUCCCUACAGUAGCAUGUUCAAAACACAACUACAAGUCAGAUCUGACUCAUUUCGAUUGGUGGCUUUAGCAGCAGUAGCAGCUUCAGUCAUGUUUACUGAUGUAACUAUUUUGAAAUUGUUGUGGCAUUUUUAAAGCAAUUCAUCCUCUCUCUCUCUCUCUCUCUCUCAUAUAUAUAUAUAUAUAUAUAUAUAUUCUCUCUCCCAGUAAACUGGAAAGGAAACUGUGUCCUUGCCUGUAGAGAACUCAACAUUUCUUAUCAGCUAAUAAAAGUAAAAGCCUUAAAAUAAAUUCAACUUUGAUUGCAGCAGCACAAUCUCACACUGAAAAACUCUGAAAAAUCUAACAGUUUCAUUAAUGGUUAGCUUUAUAAAUGGGAACAUUUAUUCAGUAGCAGCCACAAGAAAACAUUAGUGAAUAAUUUUUUUUUUUUUUUUUUUUUUUUUUGUGGAUAAUGACCAGUGCUACAAUGAUUGCUUCACCUAACAUGGCCUCUAGGAAAGCAGAGUCAGAACUUUUUGCCACAUCGGGUCCAUCAAAAUAAUUUUGGGCUAUUUUAAUUUCUUUAAGAACGCAAAAAAAAAAAAUGUGCUCAAAAAUAACUUAAGUGUGCCAUAUUUUAAUGAAACAAGUCUGAUUUUUGCAAUACUCAUUGUGGUACCGGAAUAUAAAAAAAAAAAAAAAAAAGUCCCCUGUGAUUGUCUUAUUGAUCACCUUUUCAAGUCCAUUGGUUUCUAUUUUGCUGUCAAAAAAACUUAGUCUAAUUUCUGCAACAAUGACACGCUACUGUGAGAUUGUGCUACUACAGCGGGAGAUAAAUUCAUUAUUUUUAGGCUUUUUACAUGUUUAUUAGGGGUGCCAAUCUAUUUUUGUUCCAAUUGACUUGUUUUUUACUUGGUCCUGUCACCUGUGGAAGGAUUUCUACUUUAUUCAGUCAGUGUUUGAACUAAUCACUUUAUAUUUAAAUAUCCUUGUUUGAUUUUGUUUACAAUUGGAUAAUAGUCUUCCUUGCCAAUCUACUACAUAUAUUAUCUCAGUGGGAAAAAGCUGCUGGAAUUAGUUUUUAAUAAGGUGCCGUUGAAAUAAUACAUAAUCACUAAAAUGCCUUUAUUUUGUUUAUUUAAAAAAACAAGCAGAAAUUAUCUUGAAAUGUGGCUCCACAUUUCAAAUAUUGAUUAUUUUUUUUGUUUUUUGUUUUUAUUCUGCAUCAUCUACGAGGGGAAACUCCAACGUACCUGGACUGCCAACCACUUGGCUGCUUUUGGAGACUGAGCAUUUUUCUUCUGAACCUCUCUUCAGCUUAUAGUCUGUGUGUAGACUAGGUUAAAAUUUAAAGCAGUGUAUUAGUACUUAGUCGCCUUUAACAAUAGUGAUUUUUAGGUACCAGGAUACAUGUUCGUUUCCCUCCCUCCAUACUGUACUGUACACAGAUUCUAAAUGCCUCAAAGUGUCAAUUUUUAAAUGACAGAAGGGCAUUGACUAAUAAGAAAAAGGUGCAGCUGUCUAAAAAAAAAGUGAUUUUAUUUUGCACAUCACAUCAACAAAGUGACAGAUUGCAUCUAACUCAGGAUAUCAGUCUGCCUGAUAUCAGAAGUGACUGCCUUGCUGGUCUGAACCGAUUCUGUUGCCCCUUUUCCCUCUCAUGAUGUCCAGAAAGUAAAAACCUUAGGGGACUGUGAAUGCUAGGUACAUUUAGGUAUAUUUUGUAAAUGCUACACGUGUCAUUGGAUCAGUGUUCUUUGUAUUUUUUUUUCUUAUUUUGUAAAGAAAAUCAUUUUAUUUAUUUUUGUUUUAAUAUUAUGUGGAUGUUUUAAGCAUUUUAUAUUUGUUCAACUAUCUGCAUUCUUACUGUUAAUAAAAAAAAAAAGAGCUAUU
Messenger RNA from Poecilia latipinna (sailfin molly), 7642 nucleotides. It is a transcript of the gene cep170aa, whose product is annotated as centrosomal protein 170Aa. Gene Ontology annotation, cellular component: centriole. The record is from RefSeq and is a predicted model, not a curated record. Gene Ontology annotation, molecular function: protein binding. NCBI's taxonomy places the organism in Eukaryota, Metazoa, Chordata, Actinopteri, Cyprinodontiformes, Poeciliidae. The transcript has 23 exons. The coding region runs from base 235 to 5094 and encodes 1619 amino acids.